UCGCUUACUCGCUGCUUUAAAUUGUUCCUUGCUUGGAUUUUCUUUCUCCUCUCUCUCUCUCUCUGUUCCUCUCUCUCAUACACUAAUGGGUGACAUCACGCACCCUCCCAUGGAGCAGCUGCAAGACCUUGAGUACUGCAUUGAUUCCAAUCCUCCAUGGCCUGAGACAGUCCUGCUAGCGUUUCAAAAUUACAUACUAGCGGUUGGAACAAGCGUGAUGAUUCCAACAAUGCUCGUCCCAGCAAUGGGCGGAUCAGAUGGGGAUAAAGCACGUGUCGUACAAACUUUGCUUUUCGUAGCUGGGAUUAAUACACUUCUUCAGUCACUAUUUGGGACCAGAUUACCUGCCGUAGUUGGAGGGUCCUUCACUUAUAUCAUUCCCAUAGCGUACAUUAUUAACGACUCGUCACUACAACAGAUUGAUCAGCCUCAUGUUAGAUUUAUACACACCAUGAGAGCCAUACAGGGAGCUUUGAUUGUCGCCUCAACCAUACAAAUCAUUAUUGGCUACAGCCAAUUAUGGGGUCUCUUUUCACGCUUUUUCAGUCCUCUCGGAAUGGCACCUGUUGUUGGCUUGGUCGGGUUGGGCUUAUUCCAACGAGGAUUUCCCGUGCUAGGAAACUGCGUUGAGAUUGGUUUGCCGAUGCUUCUAUUAGUUAUUGGCUUGUCUCAGUAUAUGAAGCAUGUCAGGCUACUGAGGGACUUCCCAGUCUUCGAAAGAUUUCCCGUAUUGAUUUGUGUUUCUAUUAUAUGGAUAUACUCUGUCGUGCUAACGGCUAGUGGAGCUUACCGUGGCAAACCAGAUCUUACACAACAAAGUUGUCGUACAGACAGAGCCGGUCUUAUAACCACCGCCCCAUGGUUUAUGUUCCCGUAUCCUCUGCAGUGGGGUGCACCUACUUUUUCAGCAGGCCAUUCAUUUGCCAUGAUGUCAGCUGUUUUUGUCUCAAUAGUUGAGUCAACUGGAGCAUACAAGGCAGCAGCUCGUCUGGCCAUUGCCACCCCGCCUCCUGCCUAUGUACUCAGCCGGGGCAUUGGUUGGCAGGGCAUAAGCAUUUUGCUCGAUGGGCUAUAUGGAACGUGCAGUGGUUCAACCGUAUCAGUAGAAAACGUGGGCCUUCUUGGACUAACUCGAGUUGGAAGCCGUAGAGUCAUUCAGCUUUCAGCCGCCUUCAUGAUAUUUUUUUCCAUCUUCGGGAAAUUUGGAGCUGUUUUUGCAUCCAUACCGUUUCCAAUCUUUGCUGCAUUAUACUGUGUUCUGUUUGGCCUCGUUGGUUCCGUGGGCUUAUCCUUUCUUCAAUUCACCAACAUGAACUCUAUGAGGAACCUCGUCAUCACCGGCCUCUCGCUGUUCCUUGGAAUCUCGAUUCCUCAGUUUUUUAGCGAAUAUUGGACGAUGGAUCGGGGACUCAUCCACACUCAUGCCGGAUGGUUCAACGCGUUCUUCAACACCAUAUUCAUGUCGCCCGCCACCAUCGCGUUGAUUGUGGCCGUGCUCCUCGACAACACGCUGGACGUUGAGAUGUCGAAGAAGGACCGUGGCAUGCCGUGGUGGGUGAAGUUCAGGACGUUCAAAGGCGACAAUCGGAACGAGGAGUUCUACACAUUGCCAUUCAAUCUCAACAGAUUCUUCCCACCUACAUAGCCAAGGUUGGAUGAUCUCACUGAGGCUUAGGUUCCUUUUUGAAGUAGUGUAGCUUAUUUUAGGCUAAUUUUGGUUCCAAAAAAUGGAAAGGAAAGAAAAAAAACCAACCAUUUUUUGAGGGCCUUGUGUUUCUUGGCCCUCAAAGGAACCUAGAGCCUCUAACCAAUGUUUUCUAGGGUUUCUUUCUAUCUCUCACUUGCUUAGUUUUAGGUGUGAGAGUAAGGACUACAUCUUGUUUCUCUCUCUCUUUGUUUUAGGAGUGAGGAAGAGUUAGGGUUUAGCUUUGAACUAGCAACAAAUUAAUCUAUCUUGUUUUACUUUUA
Molecule: messenger RNA, 1968 nt
Organism: Salvia miltiorrhiza (redroot sage)
Lineage: Eukaryota; Viridiplantae; Streptophyta; Magnoliopsida; Lamiales; Lamiaceae
Product: nucleobase-ascorbate transporter 1-like
Exons: 14
Coding region: 86-1645 (519 amino acids)
Biological process (GO): transmembrane transport
Cellular component (GO): membrane
Molecular function (GO): transmembrane transporter activity
Source: RefSeq, a predicted model, not a curated record